UGGUUUGACCUAUGCACCUGAUCUUUAAUUAUGCGCUUUAUAUAGAAUAAUAAAAAUGGCAAGUAGAGCUUUGCUGAGAAGAGCUUUCUCCCGUCAAUUCAGGAGCUUUUCACUGGGUGUGAGGGAUGCUAGUACUCUGGUGGUAGUAGAACACAAUGGAGACACUGUGAUGCCCAUCACCUAUAAUACUCUGAGUGCGGCCAAAGAGAUUGGAGGAGAUGUCACAGCGUUACUGGUGGGAGAGGACUGUUCAAAGGUGGCGAGUGAGUUGACGAAAGCUGAGGGAGUGUCAAAAGUGUUGGUGGCUCAGAGCAGUGGGUUCAAGGGAUUCCUGCCUGAGGCUGUAACACCACUACUACUCGAGACACAGAAACAGUUCAACUUCACUCACAUCAUAGCUGGAGCCAGCGCCUUUGGAAAGAGCUUACUACCCAGGGUUGCAGCUCAACUGAAUGUGGCCCCCAUCUCAGAUAUCAUAGGAAUUAAGACGGAGGACACCUUUGUGAGGACCAUCUAUGCUGGCAAUGCUAUUCAAACCAUCUCCUCCAAAGACACUGUCAAGGUGGUCACUGUGAGGGGGACUGCUUUCCCAGCCGCCGCUGCUACAGGAGGCAGUGCUAUUACAGAGGAAGUGAAGUUUGAUGCUCCCAAUGAGCUCUCAGAGUGGAUAGGACAGGAGUUGAGCAAGAAUGAUCGACCAGAGCUAACAGCUGCUGGAACAGUCAUCUCAGGAGGAAGAGGAAUGAAAAAUGGGGAAAACUUUAAACUUCUCUACGAUCUUGCUGAUAAACUAGGAGCCGGAGUGGGUGCAUCUCGUGCUGCUGUGGAUGCUGGCUUUGUACCUAACGAUAUGCAAGUCGGACAGACUGGAAAGAUUGUGGCUCCUGACCUGUACAUAGCCGUGGGCAUAUCUGGGGCCAUACAACAUUUGGCUGGUAUGAAGGACAGCAAGGUGAUAGUGGCCAUUAACAAAGAUCCUGAUGCUCCCAUCUUUCAAGUGGCUGACUUUGGUCUAGUAGAAGAUCUCUUCAAGGCUGUACCAGAGCUGACCGAAAAACUAUAGAGACAAUCUAUAUUUUAUUGUAUAGUAAUCGUAUUGUACCAUUGUUGCAUCAUUAUGUCACUAUUUUUGGCAUUGAGAAAAUAUUUAUAAACUGUUGAGAAAACCAG
Molecule: messenger RNA, 1170 nt
Organism: Halichondria panicea
Lineage: Eukaryota; Metazoa; Porifera; Demospongiae; Suberitida; Halichondriidae
Product: electron transfer flavoprotein subunit alpha, mitochondrial-like
Exons: 11
Coding region: 56-1063 (335 amino acids)
Biological process (GO): fatty acid beta-oxidation using acyl-CoA dehydrogenase
Cellular component (GO): mitochondrion
Molecular function (GO): flavin adenine dinucleotide binding; electron transfer activity
Source: RefSeq, a predicted model, not a curated record